Molecule: messenger RNA, 2304 nt
Organism: Talaromyces rugulosus
Lineage: Eukaryota; Fungi; Ascomycota; Eurotiomycetes; Eurotiales; Trichocomaceae
Exons: 1
Coding region: 1-2304 (767 amino acids)
Biological process (GO): protein localization to ciliary inversin compartment
Cellular component (GO): ciliary inversin compartment
Molecular function (GO): protein binding
Source: RefSeq, a predicted model, not a curated record
AUGGAGAAUUCACGAGAUUCUGCACACGCCCGGUCCUCGAGCACUGAUGCGGGGAAUGGUAGAGGUCGGGAUGAACAAAGCACGACACUGGAACCAGGACACUACGCUCCAUCGAGAGGCCUAGAUUUCAGCCCGGACGAGGAAAAUGUGCCUGCUAAGAAGGACCGUCGUCUCUCGCGACUACUAUCGCUAUCUAGAGCUAGCUCUAUAUCAAGCAACGCAUCGAACCCAGCGGGCCUAGAUCGCUCGAGGGACCGCGAUAGAAGCCCACGAGAAAUUCCAAGCUCUCCUGGUCCAUUUGUUAGAUUAUCCAACAUGUUUUCUAGAAAUGGUUCUAAGAAGAAUGAGAGAAAUCUCGAGGAGUUGCGGAAAACGUUGCAAGAUGGGGACGAUUUAUCGGAAGAGCAACUCGAUCAAUUUUCGACAGCUGAUUUAAGAGGAACGGAUAGCGAUGGAAAGACCCUUCUCUAUUUUGCUGCAGAGAACAACUGCAUAGACACUGUGCGAGUCCUUCUUUCAAAAGAAGUCGACGCUGCUAAGAAAGAACGCCGACUUGGAUGGGCAGCUCUGCACGUAGCGGCCCACAAUGGUCACGAGGAAGUGGUGGAACUCCUGAAGGACUCUCCCUCGAAGCUGGAGAUUGACGCAAAAGAUUUAGAUAGGCGCACCCCAUUGCUCCUGGCGGCAGCGAGUGGCCAUACAGUUGUGGUACGGGCUUUGAUAGCAGCUGGCGCGGAUUUCAACGCCAAAGACGACUUCGAUCGGACGCCCCUUCAGUGGGCGGUCGAGGGGGAUCACCGAAAAGUCGUCGAAGAACUGCUUAAGCAAGGAAAAAGGUUAGACAUUGAGGCUAUGGAUAUAUUCGGCCGGUCCGCCUUUUGGAGAGCAGCUUGGAGAGGCUAUGAGGACAUUGUCGAGUUGCUCCGUGACGUUCAAUCACCUGAAACGCUCACCAGAACGGAUAAAAAUCAUCGCACUGCUCUACACGCGGCGGCCGAAAAUGGACACACGCGAGUUGUCAGGACACUUCUCGAUAACUCCGAUUUCAAAUAUCGGGUAGGAUACAAGGACCUCGAGGAUCAGACGGCAUUGCACUUGGCAGCCAAAGAGGGACGAAUCUCCGUGGUUCGCCUGCUUCUGGCCGUGGACACAAACAUGGACUCUAGUCUUAUAGAUGCAAGAACAACAGCUGGCAAAACUGCAGAGGAACUUGCCAUCGAUAACGAUCAUGAGAGGAUCGCACAAUUGCUUUUCGAUAAGCGAAGGGAACUUAAGCGAAAUGAAAAAAAUGACGAAAAGUCGGGGCGAAUUUCCAUGAUGGAAGAGCUCGCAGCCUACAGUACUAGUCAGGCCGAAGCCCCGGCCAAAAAACUGGCUCUUCGAGUGGCAGUUGAGGAAGGGAAAACGGAGGUGGUGUGGCAAUUGCUUAAGGAGAAAGUUGGCGUCGAUACUGGAACAUCCAACCAAAAGUCUCUACUCCAUCUGGCGGCCGAGCGGGGCCACGAAGAGAUCUUGACUUUGCUUCUUAAGGAGACCAAGAAAGUCAAUGUACAAGAUCGGAAUGGCUUGACACCGUUACAUCUUGCCGCACAGAGAGGUUACGAUAAGGUGGUGAAGCAGUUGGUGGAUCAAGGUAAAGCCGAUGUGGACAUUCGGGACAGAAUUGGGCAGACAUCCCUACAUCUCGCGGCUGCAAAGGGGUUAACACCAGUGGUAAAAUUCCUAUUAAGUAAAGACGAAGUCGAUGCGGAUGCAGAGGACCGAGAUGGGCAGACACCGUUACACUUAGCGGCAGCAAAUGGAGAGUUGGAAGCAGUGAAAGCACUUCUGGGAGAAAACGAAGGCAAUUCCUCUAGUGGUACAGAAAAGACCGGGCAGACCGCCUUUACCGACGCAGAGGAUCUGCACGGGCAGACUGCAUUGCAUCUAGCAGCUAAAUAUGGACACACCGAUGUAGUCAGGGCACUCCUUGAUGGAUUCAAACCGAAUAAGGCAGAUAUCAACUAUCGAGACCAUGAUGGAGCUACACCGUUACAUUUGGCAGCUGCAAACGACAAGAAAGAAGUAAUUCGAUUGCUUCUCGAGAGAAAAGCGAAAAGCGAUAUCAAAGACGAUUUCGGAAACCCGGCUCUAAGUACUCACCAGGAUGCCGAGGACACUCAAGGCUCUCCUGAACAGGGUCAAACGGAAAAGGAAGGGGAAGAGGAAGUUCCCACUAACGAUAUUGCUGGUACGCUGGAUCAAAAUGGUCAAACUGAAGCUGCUACGGCCGUGGAUACUCAUGCUGUUUCUCACGAUGCCUGA